AUGACCGACAGCAAGGUCCCACAGCCGGGACCCGCCAAGCUCAAGCGCCAUGCUGGCCCUGACGAGUGGCUGGAGGCCGCCAAAGACUGCAAAUACCUGUCCGAGGCCCACAUGAAGCAAUUGUGUGAGAUCGUCAAGGAGUAUAUGAUGGAGGAAUCCAACAUACAACCCGUCUCCACUCCCGUCACCAUCUGUGGCGAUAUUCACGGCCAGUUUUACGAUCUGCUGGAGCUCUUCCGAGUCUCUGGCGGCAUGCCCGAUGGCACUGCGCCCGAUCCCUCCCAAAACUCUCCCUCGGUCAUCACCUCCGCCGACAUUGAACCUCCUUCGACCAUCACCGAUCCCAAGAUCCGCAAGAAGCUCCGCGGCCCUAACCUGAACUCCAAAGAAGACGACGAGGAGAACGCCUCCAAUGCCCCCCGCAGCCGAUCGACCAGCCAGACAUCAGCGGAUCUUCAGCUCAAGAGUAACUUUGUGUUUCUGGGAGACUAUGUCGACCGUGGAUAUUUCAGUCUUGAAACGCUGACACUCCUGUUGUGCCUCAAGGCGAAAUAUCCGGACCGAGUCACAUUAGUGCGUGGUAACCACGAGUCCCGACAGAUCACGCAAGUCUAUGGGUUCUACGAGGAGUGUUUCCAAAAGUACGGCAGCGCCUCGGUGUGGAAGGCCUGCUGCCAGGUCUUCGAUUUUAUGACGCUGGGCGCCAUUAUCGACGGCAAAGUGCUCUGUGUGCAUGGGGGGCUGAGCCCCGAGAUCCGGACGCUCGAUCAGGUGCGCGUCGUCGCUCGAGCCCAGGAGAUUCCCCAUGAGGGUGCUUUCUGCGAUCUGGUGUGGUCUGACCCCGAUGACGUGGAAACCUGGGCCGUCAGCCCUCGCGGUGCAGGUUGGCUAUUCGGGGAUCGUGUGGCAGAUGAGUUCUGCCACGUCAACGACCUGUCGCUGAUUGCUCGCGCGCAUCAGCUUGUGAAUGAGGGAUACAAAUACCACUUCUCCAACCAAAACGUCGUCACCGUAUGGAGUGCCCCGAACUACUGUUACCGGUGCGGCAACCUGGCCUCGGUCUGUGAGAUCGGCGACGACCUGAAGCCGACCUUCAAGCUGUUCAGCGCCGUCAGCGACGACCAGCGGCACAUGCCCACCUCGCGGCCAGGCCGCAGCGAGUACUUCCUGUAA
This is a messenger RNA of Penicillium canariense, 1173 nucleotides long. RefSeq names its product TOR signaling pathway phosphatase SitA (gene sitA). The transcript has 4 exons. The coding region runs from base 1 to 1173 and encodes 390 amino acids. Gene Ontology annotation, biological process: peptidyl-serine dephosphorylation; G1/S transition of mitotic cell cycle. Gene Ontology annotation, cellular component: cytoplasm. The record is from RefSeq and is a predicted model, not a curated record. Lineage: Eukaryota; Fungi; Ascomycota; Eurotiomycetes; Eurotiales; Aspergillaceae. Gene Ontology annotation, molecular function: protein serine/threonine phosphatase activity.